Messenger RNA from Mollisia scopiformis, 1212 nucleotides. RefSeq lists its product as uncharacterized. The record is from RefSeq and is a predicted model, not a curated record. The coding region runs from base 1 to 1212 and encodes 403 amino acids. NCBI's taxonomy places the organism in Eukaryota, Fungi, Ascomycota, Leotiomycetes, Helotiales, Mollisiaceae. The transcript is spliced from 6 exons.
AUGGAUUCGUCUCAGAAAGUUAAAGCGCCUAGAUAUUCGGCAACUCAGUGGGAAGCGCAGAAAACAAAUGUUGAGAGGCUGUACAUCGAGGAAGACAGGCCGUUGAAAGAAGUUAUCCAGAUUCUGGCUCGAGAGUUUGGUUUUCAGGCAAGCGAAAAACAGCUUAAAAGUCGACUCCCAAAAUGGGGCUUCGACACCAAGAACCUGAAAGGCGACAUCAUGGUCCAGCUCGCUCGAGCCAAAGCCAAACGCAAACUCGAGAACAAGGAAAGCUCAUUUCGAGUUUCCAAGAAGACUGUCGAUGACCAGAAGAUUGAGCGGUAUCUUCGUAGGCAUGAAAUUACCGACGAGGAUUUGCUCGCGAUGGCUAGUCCUGUCGAUGCUCCAUCUCCUGCAUACAGCGUCUUUACACCUCAACCAUUCCGCUCACCUACGCCUGAUGCUCCCCUCAGCAUCGAUGCCGCCUUGCAGCGAUCACCUUCUUCCGGCCUAAACUUUCAAGCCCUUUCGAUCAAAGAAUCGCGACCUAUGAGUCCAAUUGUAGAAGGAAUGACAGAUGAAGACUUCGCCAAACUUCUAUCGGGAGAUGCACAACUCGACAAUGAAGACAUCGCCAUGGCUGGUAUACAGCAUUCAGCCCCCACGCUGACCCCCACCCCAAGCUCCAUAAUCCAUUUCAAUCUACCCAGUAUAGACACAGUCAUGAAAGUUGAGCUUAAGUUACAAGAUCCUCUCCAAAUGAUACACGAUGAAGCCAGAAAUGCCCUAGAUACACUUGAAGAACAGAUCAAUCCACCAUCAACUCCAGCCGAAGUACCAGGGCACGACAUAGUAGCGACAGCUCGCCGCAUCGCCAGUUUCCAUGGUUCGGUCGUAGAACGAUAUCUCGCGAAGAUCAUGCAUAGAUCGAGACUUCGUGAUCGAUUCGCUGACCAAUUUCAAGAUCCUGGGUUGAGACAGGUGUGGUAUUGUCAUGUCUGCCACGAAUACUACGCAUCAGACUUCCGAAGCUGUCCCACUUUUGAGCGUAGAAAGGAGGAGCAUGCAAGAGAGGAGUUGAAACGGAAGGGAUUAGUAUGCAUUAACUGCAAUAUGGAGAUAGCUCCUAAUUCAAGCUCAGGCUGGAGAUCGCAUUGUUUCAUGUGCUCGGUUCUGGAUAUUUGGAUGCAAGGGAAGGGUGCCGAGUCGAAUUCGAGUGAUGACUAUUACUGA